CACUGUUUUGCUUUUUCAUAAAUUGUACGAGUGAAACUCCGGUGAGGGAGUCGGAAAACAAUAUGCCUGCUACUGCAACCAUGGUCUCUAAAACCGCACCCGUUGCAACGCUUCCUCGUUUACUCGCGAUUAAUAAAGAUUUCAGCGAUCUCAAUGAGCAAAUUUCUCAAGUAACGCACAUAAUUGGGCUCCCGGCGCAAUGGUGUCACUCAUUCGAAGAGCAAGAUCGAUCUACCGUUGUACAACAACUCCCAAAGGCGAGGGCCGAAUGGGUGUUACGCUGGACUAUUGAGAAGCUAAAGGACGAUUCUGAGAACGGGACCGCAGCUCGAGCGAACUCAAAAUUAUGGGCGCUGCUGGAUUUAAUGGUUUACAUUCUGCCCGUUCCUCGCUCUGCGACUCACCUUCGCGAUGCGGCGUUUCUUGGUAUCCUGGAGAAGACUUUGCAGGAAAGCUUCGAGAGUAGUGCGGCAAUACAACCGAGUUCGAAUGGUGCUGAACCGCGCUCUUCUGACUCGAGUGAGACUGUACGAGAGGAGCUGCCGUCUCGGAAACGCAAACGGCCCUCGACUGAGACUGCGCCAACGUCUUCGAAGAAAAGAGCACUCGACAUUGGAGGGCUAGUCAAAUUGUUCGAUGCAGUAGCACGGACCUUGCAGACAAUCACCAGCAAAGCAUCAGCACUCAGCAGCAGCGAAGAUGCGCCGAAUGCCGAGCAUAUGAAAAUGGCCUUGAGAACCGAGAGCGCGCAGGCGGCCCGUGUAUUGAAAUACUGGUUAACAGCGGUGGAAAGGUUCUUGCAGAUCUCUAUGAGCCCGUCGUCAACGCUGUCGGAAAAAUGCCUGGACCUUUCGAGCAUUUUGGAGGUCUGGAAUCUCCGUUACUUCGAGAGCGGUGACGAGCAAGGAGCCUCGGCAGAGCAGUUCUCGACCGAGUGUCUGAUACCGACCUUGGCCCUUCAUAAUACCACCCAGAAAGCUCUGGCCCAGGCGGCUCAGCAAGACAAGAGUCUUUUUACGGAAUCACUCCAGUCGGUUGAGAUAUUGAUUGUGAAGCACAUCUUUGUACCAUCAAGGGCAGCGUUCUUCUCGGGCCCUGCUCCCAUUGGGACUACUACUACUACUGAUAUUGACCAUGAUUCGAGUGCGCUGGCAGCCAACCUUGAACCUCUGCGUGCUAAACUGCUACAAGCCGCACAGAUUUUAGAUACUUCCAUCUCUUUGCCCGACUACUUUAAGCCUCUUUUCGAUUCUGUUCCGCAACUUCUCGAUAUCGCCAUUCGCUACAAUCCUUCUCGCACGCCUAGGGCAAGAAUUAACGAGCAACCAUGGCUACAGGCUGUUUUCAUUGCGCUUGCAGAAUGCAUUGGUUGCCCACUCGAGGCAGCAUCAUUUUCGAUUCCUCAGCCUUCUAUCGAUGCGCUAGAAAAGUCUCUGGGCGUUCUGCAAGCCCGAGAUGUCAGAAUCGACCCUGAAGUAUUGGUCAAAAUGUUCUGGUUCCACACAGGGGUCAAGUACCCCGAAUCGCAACCGAGGACAAUCCAGUGGUCACUUAUCGCGGCUCUCAUCAAACUCGAUGCUACAGCUUUCAUCAUGAAAUCAGCUUCCAAAGCUGUUCCUUCGGAAAACGAAACCGAUGACUUGGUUGCCUUUUUGUUCCAGCAGAUCUCUGAUUUCCAGGCGGCAAGCACUAGUUUACCAACGGUAGACAAGAUGGAUAUAGAUGGUGUCGAAGAAAGCGAUGAUGCCCAGGCAUUUUCUGAGUCGCAAUACCAGACCAUCAUUCGCUCGAUCCUCAUUCCCAUUUUCACGGCAUUCGCACGUAAUCGAGACCUUCUCGGAUUUCUUCGCCGAUGGGAUGCUCAGCUUGUCUUGCAUGCUCCUAUUGUGCGCAAGCCGCUGCAAGAAUUAACCCGGCUGAUCUGGGAGGAUUUUAGCCUCAACGUGGCACUGGCAGACAAGCUUGAACAGUCGCUCACGCAGGCGCAGAUCGUUACUCUAUUCCAAGAGCAUGCAGAACGCAUCAAGCCUCUAAAGAUCUCUGAGGAAACGUCCACUCAGGAGCUCAAGAAGAAACAUAUCCUCUCAUUGAAAGAGGCGUACAGCAGCGCAACCCUGAUUCGAGCAAUUUUGGGGUCAAUUGACAAUGACCUGCUCCUCGAAGCAUUGCAGCCAGCUUUACUCGAUGUACUCUUGUCGCUUUCGUCAACCGUCCAAAGUUCCUGGUAUCGCAGUAAUAUCGACCUUUAUCCUUGCUGGAUCACGAUUGCCCAAGUUACAAACAACCUUUGGCCAUUGACUUUGCAUGGAUCCCCCGACAAGCAGAAGGAACUACUAGAACCACUGAUCUCUCGAGCUACAAAAGAUGUUUCACAUGCCCGUAAGAACAAGCAUGAACAUGGGUUCAAUUCUCGGUGCCGAUCAGCUGUGCUUCUGUUUCUGCUUGCUUCCAGCGACCUCCUACGAACGGUUCCUGGAUGGAGUAAUCAAUUGCACGAGAGUCUAAGAAAAGGUCUCAAGGUUCUCACCCCAGGCCAUCUCGAACCAGACGAUCUCCAACAGUUGCUAGUUAUGUUUUGUACCGAAUAUGUACAAUUGUUGGAUCAUAAUGAUUCAAAACGUAGGGAGAAGACGUUGUUCGAGUUACUGAACGGUAUCUCGACACUUGACUCAGAGUCUGGCAUUAUACUUGCAGAGCAACUCGCCGAAUUAAUCUUUACGACAAGCACUGUCCCUACAAGAGUCUCUUUUGCAAGUGCACUACUUCGAGCCCUCGACCAACAAGAGGAGGGCCAUCAAUUGUAUAGUCUGGCUGUUCCAGCGCUGCUGCAAAUUAGACCUGAAUCUCUACCCCGAGAUCGAAGAGAAGAGCUUUUGAACAAGAUCACCGACAUUCUUCUAGAACGCCCUCGCAACGCAGCUUCCUUGCUCCGCAUCAUGGUCUACCUUAUGGAAACGUCCAACGCCACAGCCAACAUCUCAUCGGAUAGCAGUGUUCUUUUCGAUAUUGCUGAACGUCUGACCAAAGGCAAGAUCGAGGACACCGUCGUUAUGCGUCUUUUACAGGAGUUGGUCAGCUCUACCCUAGGUCACAUAUUGCAGAAUAAGGACCAAGCCCAAAAUGAGCGGUUCUUGCAGAAGUACAAGAAGAAGCUGUCGAAAUCCUCAAAGUCCCUCAAGACUCACAGUCCAGCCAGGCUUGCCCUACUCAGUGGUACUUUGUUGGCUCCCAAGCAGGAAGACAUAUCCUCUUGGGAGAGCUUCCUAGAUAUACUUGAUGAAGGCUUGAACGACGUGUACAGCGCUGAAGAUCGGAUCCUCGGUGCUUACAUCGAUCUUCCCUCCCAAGUUCUGAACGAUGACACUGGGUUGUUCAACAAAGCGCGUUCCUCGUUGAAAGGCUGGUUGGAUCAGAAGCUCCAAUCCAAUGGCUCUGCAUCUACUUGGUCCAGCGAUCUGCUUGCCUCACUGGAGACAGGAGAAAGUAAGACUCGGUUCAUCCAGGUCAUAGGGAAGUAUCAUUUGUGCCCGGUAGAAUCCAUUGAAGAUUUCAUCAAAGCAUCGUCAGCCGUGCUGAGUAGUACUUCCACGGCUGCAGCUCGCGGCGCCAUUGCACGCUCCAUACAUGAUGUUGUAUCUUCGAUUCCACUGUUCGGUAGAGUGGCACUCGCGGUUGAUCUUUCGAACGUUGAGUCUAGCGACCAAGCUCACUCAUAUGUCUCUCUUCCGAUUAUCUUGUCUACUUUCGACGAUAAGACAUCAGACGAUGAAGAGAUACGGACACAGCAGUUAUCGAUCUUGCCGACCAUCUGCACUCGAUUGGAGCAGGUUUCUGAUUCAGAAGCCUUCAACUCUCUCAUGGACGCCAUCAAUGUCACGAUCCGUGACAAGCCACAUUGCACCAACCAGCACGGCAUCGAGUGCGUUCUGGCUGCUAUUGCCAGCAUUGUGUCCCGUGCUAGCCCAAGUCUUCCUGUCUCCGACGCAUCUGCGAUCUACGGGCGAAUCUGCGAGACUAGCCGACUCAUCCUGCUUCUCCACCGAGGACGCCUGGGAGGACGUUUCCACAUCCUCCUUCCACCCCUCCAGAACCUACUCUUCUGUCUGUUUAUACCGCACGCUGGCCGAGGAAGCUCACUCCCCUUCUGGCUACGCUCAUCAUCCGCAUCUUCCCAGAUCAAACUCAGUCCCGCGAAUGCCACACAGUUCAGCCGUCUCCUCUCCACCCUCUCAUCGCCCACGCAAUCCUCCGUUUCCACCACGAAACACCAACGCAACGCCAGCACCAAAUCCACGCUCAACGACCCCGUCAAAGCCGCGAAGGAAUACGCAAGCCACUUCAUCUACCCCCUUCUCGCAUCCUUCUGUCGCUUCUCCCUCAGCGGCAGGCUGGAGCCAAACGUAAGAGAUAAGCUGAUUCCAGGCCUCUGGGACACGAUCAGCGUCGCCGACAUGGACCGUGACACGCUGCAGGCCAUGUUUACGGGACUUGACAGGGCGAGCAAGGACGUCUGGCGAGGAGUGUGGGACGAAUGGAAGAAGAUGAAUGGAAAGAGCGAGAGAGACAAUAGAGCCUCUCGUGGGGAGUAAGAUAGGCAACAGACAGCCCGAGUUGAAUGUUCUGGGUUUUCCGUUGAUGGGACGAUGCGGUUUCGUCUGAGCUAGGUGUCGAUUUUGAAUCUUGUUAUGCGCUGUAGAAAGAGAGAUAUGCCUUUUGUUGGAAAGGCGCAAAUGUCGACAGGGUUUGGUUGAGGGAGGACUUUUGUGAUCACG
Molecule: messenger RNA, 4772 nt
Organism: Aaosphaeria arxii CBS 175.79
Lineage: Eukaryota; Fungi; Ascomycota; Dothideomycetes; Pleosporales
Exons: 2
Coding region: 63-4589 (1508 amino acids)
Biological process (GO): ribosome biogenesis
Cellular component (GO): nucleolus
Source: RefSeq, a predicted model, not a curated record